Saccoglossus kowalevskii is the source of this 2225-nucleotide messenger RNA. Its product is annotated as hemocyanin-like protein. NCBI's taxonomy places the organism in Eukaryota, Metazoa, Hemichordata, Enteropneusta, Harrimaniidae. Gene Ontology annotation, molecular function: metallopeptidase activity. The record is from RefSeq and is a predicted model, not a curated record.
GUGAUAUAAACACAGACGUUCCUAGAGUAGUCUCUCUGAUAGUUUCAUGGCAUCUGCGGACAUCGCUAUGCACGUGAGUGGCAGUUACCGGGGUGAUGAAGUAGACGGUAAGAUACAUGAAGUACGUAUAGAUGUAGACUCAUUACGGGACUACUCGCCUAAUCUUGGUGUCAUCAGUGGAGAACAGACCCAGAAUGGUCAUGUGGUGGCGCACUUUCAGUCAUCUUCCUUGAAAAAGGAAGAAGAAUAUACUUAUGUUGGUUUUUGUAUUGUAAUAAACGGAGAUGGAGAGAAAACGCCGAGCAAGUUGACUGUAAGGUUAACUAAACAGUGCAUGGAAAGCAGACGUUAAUCUGCCCCAGGCAGGCAUGGCAUUCCAAUGUAUCAAGUACAGUGACUUUUUUCGUCAUAUCAUGGUGGAUAUUGAUUACAGUCUAGACAAUUUAUUGUUGCCGAUAUUUGACACGACAAGCCAUCCAAAUCGAUCAGUAGAGCUACCAGAGAGGCAACUAUCAGUAUUCACACCACUAGAAGACGCCGGUAUCCAGGUUACAUUUAACAAGAAGAUGACUUCAAAGAUUGAAGAUCCCGAUCCUUCAACCCCUUGGACGUUAAGUGAGCUCUAUGAAGCUAUGUUGUCCCAUCAAGAUAAGGACCCAACCACAUGGAAUGUAUGGAUACUUUUAGCACCGAAAUACCGGGAUCCUCGCACAGCGGGUUUAAUGUUUGACCGAAAAAAUAGGAAAGGUUUUGCUUUAUUCAUGGAUCACAAGUGGUUCCGAGAUAUGAACCUGGCUGCAGGGAACGACAAGAUAAAGAAAAAGAAAAAAGCAGCUGCAAUUCGUAGAUUUGUACAUACAUUUGUCCACGAGAUGGGGCAUACGUUCAAUCUACAACAUGCCUGGGAAAAAGGAAAACCAGAUUCUGUAUCCUUCAUGAAUAGUGAUUAUAGAUAUGACACAAGAAAUGGCGUGGGUUCCUACUUCCGCGAAUUCAAAUUCAUGUUCGAUGAAGAUGAAAUUCGGUUCUUACGUCAUGGUCGUCCUGAAUGGGUACAGCCAGGUGUCUCGCCUUUUGGAAGAGAUUUACCUGCAAGUAGCCUUCCCGCUGACCCUGAUGACAGUGAUCAGGUAUCUAAACGAUUAACGCUUACACUCAAGCCCAGCAAAGAAUCAUACACUCAGAUGGAAGUAGUUCGAGUUGAGUUAAAGCUGCAGAAUCAGCAUAAAUACCCUGUGUAUGUUGAAAGUAGUUUAGACCUAAGCCAGGAAUGGGUUAGGGUGUUCAUAACGUGUCCAGAUGGUGGAGUUGUGCAAGCGGACACAUUUGCCAAUGGAGCCGUGGCUAACCAUAUCAAAGCAUUAUACCCUGCUGGCUCAGAAGAAGGAUCAGAUAGAGUCAGUGAAGUUAUACCAUUGGUUUAUGGAAAGGAUGGUUUUUACUUCAAAGAACCGGGAAAAUAUUAUAUCAAAGCAAUUUAUACAUUUGGCAGUUAUUAUGUGGUAUCGGUGUUGGCAAGAAUAAAUAUCAUACCAUUUGCAGGAGAGAAUGCCAUUGUGGACGCAUUUUUUACUGAGGAAAUUGGAGAGUACAUUGCCAUUGGCGGAUCUGGUUCAGUAAGAUACAGAAAGGCCAGAGAACUGAUCAACAGGCUUGCAACAUCUGAAGAGCACAAGGUUUGGGCAGGAGAAAUUGCAGUAAUUGCUAGCGAUAAUCUAUCUCACUCAACAAGAAAAUCAUUCACAAUAGACGGUACUGCAGUUAGUGUUAGCAGAGAAGAUGGAGAUGCUCUAGCUAAAGAUGUUAUUAAAUCAACACAAAUCAUUGCUGAUAAUUUCCAUAUUGAUGGAACUCAGGCAGACAACAUCAUGUACCGGAAAACAGUUUUUCUUCGCGCCCAGGCAUAUUUGAAGUCACACUAUAAGGUCAAAGCCCAAAGUGAAGUGAGGAGAUUGAUAGCUGAUUUAAAAUCACGUGGAGUUAAAGAUUCUAUUAUCCAGGAAAUGGAGAAUGAAUGGUUGAUAUUGCAAGGUGAUCAUGUUAAUCUUUCAUUAGAUUCAGAUCCCCAACGUAGGGCAUUAUGGAACAUAAUAACACCUACAGUAAAAGAGUUGCAACAAAGAGUGAAAGAUAUUCUCUUCUGGCAAGCAAAUGAUGACAGUCAGGAAGAAGAUGAAUGUGAAAAGCAGACGUUACAAUCGUUAUGUUAUCCAGUAUGCCUUUGA